Molecule: messenger RNA, 690 nt
Organism: Neltuma alba
Lineage: Eukaryota; Viridiplantae; Streptophyta; Magnoliopsida; Fabales; Fabaceae
Product: ankyrin repeat-containing protein ITN1-like
Exons: 3
Coding region: 1-690 (229 amino acids)
Cellular component (GO): plasma membrane
Molecular function (GO): protein binding
Source: RefSeq, a predicted model, not a curated record
AUGGAACUCAACGAGCAAAUGAGUGAAUUGUACCGGGCAGCAUGGCUUGGGAAUGAACAAACGCUGGGGAAAUUGUUACAGACACACACAUCAAUCCUUGCCAACAUUCCAGAGGGCCAUCAAACUCCCUUACACAUAUCAGCACUGCUAGGUCAUGUUUCACUUGCAAGGGUUCUUCUCUAUCACGUUCGCGACCUCGCCUUUAGAAUGGAUUUUUCUGGAAGAACAACCCUCCACUUGGCUUCUGCAGAGGCUCACAUCCACAUCGUGAGGGAACCGUUUCAGGUUAACAAUCAGCCAUGCUUGAAUUGUGACAGAGAGGGAAGAGUUCCUCUGCACUAUGCAGCUAUGAAAGGAAGAACUGAGGUUGUGCAAGAGCUGAUCAUGGCAGGGCCAGAUGCUCUAACCCAGCCUCGUACUCCCAUCUUUACGCGUUCUGAUAAGGCUGGCAACACCAUUCUUCAUUUAGUUGUCAUGUUGAAGCGAGUUGAGCGACUCGAGCAUAACGCUGCAGCAGCAGAAGAAACACGCCUUCGAUUGAAUCAAAAUGCAGCUGACAUCAGCGAUCGCAAGGGUUCUAUUGCUCGGAUUGAAGCUUGGAUUGGGGAUUUGGCGACCAAGCUCACUGGGAUGGCUUCGACCGUUCACAGCCAGGCCGGCAUUUCAUUGGGUACUUCCAAUCGUCCCUAA